GUCGCUUCCCUCACAUCCCCUACAAUCUACGACAACUACCAAAACUUCAGCAACGAUGGUCAAAGCUGGAAUCAACGGGUAUGGUCGUAUCGGCCGUAUCGUGCUCCGUAACGCCCUCGAGGUCGACGGCGUUGAUGUCGUUGCUGUGAACGACCCUUUCAUUGACCUUGACUACAUGGUUUACAUGUUCAAGUACGAUACUGUCCACGGACGGUUCAAGGGCACCGUCGAGGCCAAGGAUGGCAAGCUUGUCGUUAACGGCAAGCCCAUUGCCGUCUUCGCCGAGAAGGAUCCCGCCAACAUCAACUGGGGUGGUGUCGGUGCCGACUAUGUCAUCGAGUCCACUGGUGUCUUCACCACGACUGAGAAGGCUUCCGUCCACUUGAAGGGUGGUGCCAAGAAGGUCGUCAUCACCGCGCCCUCUGCUGAUGCGCCUAUGUUCGUCGUGGGUGUCAACUUAGACAAGUACGACCCCAAGUACACUGUCGUCUCCAAUGCCUCCUGCACGACCAACUGCCUUGCGCCCCUUGCCAAGGUUAUUAACGACAACUUCGGUAUCGUUGAGGGUCUGAUGACCACUGUCCACGCCACCACCGCCACCCAGAAGACCGUCGAUGGUCCGUCCCACAAGGACUGGCGUGGUGGUCGUUCCAACACCAACAACAUCAUCCCCUCUUCGACCGGUGCCGCUAAGGCUGUCGGCAAGGUCAUUCCCGAGUUGAACGGCAAGCUUACCGGUCUCGCCUUCCGUGUCCCCACCCUCGACGUUUCCGUCGUUGACCUUGUCGUCCGUCUCGAGAAGCCUGCUUCCUAUGACGAGAUCAAGGACGCCGUCAAGAAGGCCGCUGCUGGUCCCCUGAAGGGCAUCCUCGACUACACCGAGGACAGCGUCGUGUCCACCGACUUCAUUGGCUACAACGCCUCCUCGAUCUUCGACGCCUCCGCGGGUAUUCCCCUCAACAAGAAUUUCGUCAAGCUGAUCGCUUGGUACGAUAACGAGUGGGGCUACUCCCGCCGCGUCGUCGACCUUGUGAAGUACAUCGCCGCCAAGGACGCCGGCCAGUAAAUACAGACAUUUCCUUACCUCGGUGGCGGGCGCGAGUGAGAAGAGAAUAAUAGUGUAAAAGAAAGCAAUCCUGUAUUCUUACUAGUACAAUGUGAGAAAGGAAAGUGUAAUAACAGCAUAGAAUUGGAUCGUCAAAUGUUCGUGAAAGUAUGCGAAGUACACGCUGAGGAUACAGGUGAUACAAGGCUCGUGGUCGGGAAGGGGAAUGGUGAUGUAUCAUGGUGCUCGUAUGCUCGAUGGAUAUAUUCACGGGAACCACAAGGGCAGCUUGAUCCCGGCAGACUCGGUGGUGAGGGAAGUUAUCUUGCGGAAGAUCGAGAAUCUCCUCUUCCAGCCGUUUGAUUGACGAGAUCUGGGUCUUUCGUUGAAGACAUCAAAGUGGGGGUUAGAUUCCAAGAGCGGGGACGUGCCGCUUGCAUUGUCGUCAAUCUCAACAUAGUCGUGGACAACUCUUCGGCGUGCGCCCUCGGGCGGGUAGGAAUACGUUGACCUGGGAUUCCUC
Messenger RNA from Gloeophyllum trabeum ATCC 11539, 1568 nucleotides. Its product is annotated as glyceraldehyde-3-phosphate dehydrogenase. The transcript is spliced from 11 exons. Lineage: Eukaryota; Fungi; Basidiomycota; Agaricomycetes; Gloeophyllales; Gloeophyllaceae. The coding region runs from base 56 to 1066 and encodes 336 amino acids. Gene Ontology annotation, molecular function: NADP binding; NAD binding; oxidoreductase activity, acting on the aldehyde or oxo group of donors, NAD or NADP as acceptor. Gene Ontology annotation, biological process: glucose metabolic process. The record is from RefSeq and is a predicted model, not a curated record.